AUGACGUCGUUGGAGGUUCCCGAGGCGCAGCUACCGCCCGUGCUGAGGUUUCAAGACACGGCGUGUCCCACUCCCGGAUUCAUCGACUAUAACAUCCAUUUCGCCGCCACCGAUUUAUUGCCUGACCGCCAGAAACUGAUCCACUGGCCGCUCCUGCAACUGAAGGCGGUGUUCCAUUCGACCUAUCUUCACGUGGGUGGCGAGCUGAAACAUAUUCCGUUACACAUUAAUCGGUACUAUCACCAAGUGGCCACUAAGGAUAAGCUAGCCGACGAACUGGGCAUUGGCGCUAAUAUCAAUGCUUUAGCCAAAGAACGCGGAGCAUUGGGGCUGGCAUUCACUCAAUUGAUCACUCCUAGGGGGACUAAAGCGUUAUUUGGACUGGGAAGUCAUAAUUUGAAGGAGGAAUCGCCGUGGGUGCUGGCAGUGCUUGAACUGCUGGGUACUCUCGCCCCCAAAGUGUUAGUGCUGGUAAACACUAAUAUUUUCAACGUGAUCAAUUUAAACGCAGCGGAAGAGUAUGCUGGCACUCGAGAAAUCGUUACUACGAGGCCAUUAUUCCCGUUCCAAGCGGCUAACGUUGAUUACCGCAAAAUCAUCGAACACAGCUAUGCUCGCGUCGUCUUCACUCACACCGUGACGGCAAUGUGGGCCGAGAACCUGACGGUGAUUAUUGGCUUCGUCACGGGAGACAUCCUCAUCCUCGAUUUACAGACUUUGACAUAUAACACGUUGCCUCACGUGGGGAACGCCCUGGCUCUGCUGGCAGACCCGGCGCUGGUUACGGCGCUCCAGGUGUUCCACCACCCGCAAUUGGCCCAGCCGUUUAUCAUUGCUGGCUACGCUAACGGUGAGGUAGCGAUCUUUGACCCCUCCGCUCCUGAAACUGAGUAUGCGCGAGAUAUCGUCGGUACCGACCCUUACAUCACUUAUUUCCGCAAAUUCGACCUAUCGUCAUGGGCGACGAGGCCGAGACUGAUGGUGGUGGGCCACUUAAAGCUCUCCUACCACCAUAUCACUCUGAUCGCUACCACCAUGACUACCCCCUCUGGCACUACUAGUCAAUCGGGAAUAUCCCCUUUACUAAUAGCCAUUGGCGGUACCGACGGUGUCAUUCAUAUUAUCGAUCUAAUGUUCACUCUGAACAUGGAGUACGGCGUCCACUCACCAGUGCUGAGCCCCGUGGUCACCGAUGUCGUCACCAACUACUUUAAUGACCACGUCUCCCAGGUCAAAUUCACUCCUGAUAAUAAGUUCUUGGUGGUGGCAGGACUGCUGGACUUAGUGGAAGUGUUUAAGAUGACCUAUUACAAUGUGGAUAGUCUCCUUAACCAACGCCAACGACCCGCUAAAGGGGGGCGUUCCCGGAGCAAUACGGCCCUGCUGGUACAAACUACGGGGCUGGUCCACCCCGAUACCCCUCGCUACCCUCCCACCAUCAAAUCUAUCGACGCUGUCGCCCGCUUCAAAGGACACACCAACAUCGUCCACCGCGUCGAUAUCAUCCCCGGCCUGGCGCCGAACUGCUACAAAAUCGUCCUGGCAGGGUGGGACGGCAAAUUGAUGGUGUGGGAGUUUGACUAUAAGGCUUUACCCAAAUUAAAAAGGAAGGUGACUAGUGAACCGCGGGCUCGGCGAAUGCUGCGCCACCGCAGUGGCCACCUGCCCCUGCCGCUCCACUUACGCACACGCUCUGAAGAUGGCGGUACCUCGCCAGUGUACCCGUUAAACAACGUCACUAACGUAAAUAACAUGGCGCUGAUGCUCCACCCGCUGGGGGCAGAAUCGCAGGUGCUGCUGGUGGAAGCACCGCCGGAAGUGGUGCUGCUGGUGUACAAGCUGUUGUUUGAGCUCAGACACAAGCGCCAUUAUAAGCUGGCGGUGAAGAAACAUCGGGUGAUCGUCCACAGCGUCGCCGACUGUAAACUGGUGCCGAUGCUCGAAGUGGCGCUUGUCGACUUGGACCUCUCUCGGUUAGUACCUGAUGGCAAAAUCGACAAUUUCGAGGUGACGCCGUACUCGAUCUGGUGCUUUACUAUGGGCGGCGACAUCUAUCGCUACCGCAUCGAACAAUCUCAAACGUAA
Molecule: messenger RNA, 2085 nt
Organism: Diutina rugosa
Lineage: Eukaryota; Fungi; Ascomycota; Pichiomycetes; Serinales; Debaryomycetaceae
Exons: 1
Coding region: 1-2085 (694 amino acids)
Biological process (GO): carbon catabolite repression of transcription
Cellular component (GO): nucleus; cell division site; cell tip
Molecular function (GO): protein binding
Source: RefSeq, a predicted model, not a curated record